Cuscuta europaea is the source of this 2796-nucleotide messenger RNA. Lineage: Eukaryota; Viridiplantae; Streptophyta; Magnoliopsida; Solanales; Convolvulaceae. The record is from the annotation of a GenBank genome assembly.
AUUGAAUUGAAAGAAGAGAAAGCUCCCCUCCUCAGCCCACACACUCUCUCUCUAUUUUAGACUACACUGUCUUGUGCUUUGCCUUAAGUGUCAUAUUUGUCUCAUUUCUUGGUCCACUGUGUUUCUGAGCCUUUGUUUACCUGUACGAUGCACUAUUUUAUGUUUAUUGAUUUCACCAAUAAAGAAUGUCAGUGAAGAGUGAUUCUUGGAGGAGAAAUGGGUAUUUAGGUCUUGGUGUUUGGGAGUUGCCAGAGAUUGGAAACACUUGUAAACGGUCAAUCUGUGAUCUUUUUUCUUCGUAAGAAUUGAAGAAAAGUAAAAAAGCCGCCAUCUUUGGGAAAGUUAAGAAAUUUGGGAGGUUGAGUUGUAGAAGCAGAGUAGUACAUGAAGGAGCAGCGAAACAAUGAGAGAUGAAAAUUUCAAGAAAAGCAAGCUUUCUUGGUCAAAGAAAUUGGUCAGAAAGUGGUUCAACAUCAAGGGAAAAACUGAUGCAUUGCAGACUGAUGAAGUUGUUAAUGGAGCAGGUUGUGAUGAGUGGAGAAAUAGCUUUUCUGAGAGAGAGCCAUGGACAUUCAAGAAGAGUAGAACUGAAAAAUCAAGCCGGGGUGCGGAAAAGCCUCGACAGAGGAGAGAUGACGUUGAUCAUCAUCCUCAGGUCAUAAACGUCCAGAAUCAUAGCGUGUUUGUGGCUACUUGGAAUGUGGGAGGCAAAUCUCCAUCAAGUGACUUGAUUCUUGAUGAUUGGCUUCAUUCUGCACCUCCAGCUGAUAUUUAUGUUCUUGGAUUUCAAGAAAUAGUUCCACUAAACGCUGGCAAUAUUUUGGGGGCCGAAGACAACGGUCCUGCCAAAAAAUGGCUAUCUUUGAUCCAGAAGACUCUUAACAACAGCCAGAGCAGUGGAGGGUCGUACACCCCAUCCCCCCUUCCCAACCCAAUCGCAGAAUGGAAUGCUGAUUUUGAGGGGUCAACCAAACACAAGGCAUCAUCUUUCUAUCCACGGCGUUCUUUCCAAACACCACAUUGCUGGAGGACGGAACACGAUACCUCAAUGCCCCGCUUGGACAGACGCUACAGUGUUUGUGACCGUGUGAUAUUUGGUCACCGUCCCAGUGACUCCUCAUCCUCUAGUCAAAGGCCCAGUGACUACUCCUCUGCUCAUAGGCAAAGUGACUACUCGGGUCAUAGGCCUAGUGACUACUCCUCUGCUCAUAGGCCUAGUGACUACUCCUCUGCUCAUAGGCAAAGUGACUACUCAUGGGGACAAAGGCCCAGUGACUUCUCACGAUGGGGCUCAUCAGACGAUGAUUGUGGGCCCGGGGAUUCACCCAGUACUGUGCUGUUUUCACCCUCUGUUAACGGAGGAGGAGGGUGUGUACCAAUGGAAGAGGGGUAUAGAAUGCCAAGGAAUAACUCAAGGUACUGUUUGGUUGCAAGUAAACAAAUGGUUGGGAUUUUUCUCACAGUUUGGGUUCGUAGUGAACUCAGGGAACAUGUUCGGAAUAUGAAAGUUUCAUGUGUUGGCAGAGGACUGAUGGGCUACCUUGGAAAUAAGGGAUCAAUUUCGGUCAGCAUGUCAUUGCACCAAACAAGCUUUUGCUUUGUGUGCACACACUUAACGUCGGGUCAGAAAGAAGGCGAUGAGUUGCGCAGAAACUCUGAUGUUAUGGAAAUCAUAAAGAAAACAAGGUUUCCUCCCGUGAAUGGCAUGAGUGCUGAAAAAACCCCAGAAACCAUCCUUGAGCAUGACCGUGUCAUUUGGCUGGGUGAUCUGAACUACCGAAUUGCACUUUCUUUCCGGUCUGCUAAAGCACUAGUUGAGAUGCAAAAUUGGAGAGCUUUGUUAGAGAAAGAUCAGCUCCGGAUAGAACAAACACGAGGCCGGGUCUUUGCUGGCUGGAAAGAAGGAAAAAUAUAUUUCCCGCCAACGUAUAAAUAUUCACGCAAUUCUGACAGAUAUGCUGGAGAUGAUAUGCAUCCAAAGGAGAAGCGUCGAACGCCUGCCUGGUGUGACCGGAUCUUGUGGUACGGAGGUGGUCUUCAGCAAUUGUCAUAUUCCCGCGGAGAAUCAAGAUUCUCGGAUCACCGGCCCGUAUCCAGUUUGUUUUCUGCUGAGGUGGAGUCCAUCCCGGCCCGUUUAAGGAAAAGCAUGAGUUGUUCAAACACAAGGAUUGAAGUAGAGGAACUGUUGCCUUACUCACAUGGUUAUACAGAAAUCUGCUUCUUUUGAGGAUAGGAUGGGAAGGAUAUUAAUCCUCAAUUUUUGGUGUAGAUAUUCAAGAUUACUUUUGAUGGCUAACCAAACACAGCUCUAAUGACAACAUCCCAUUUAUUUCCAGUUACUACAAAUAACAUUUGAAGUAGGAAACAUUAUAGCAGCUUUUAACAUCUCCCACUAUGGUUGCCCCAUUUGGACUCCACUUGGCAAUCAUUUUUCCUCUGCUAUAGUUAGGAUUAACUGAGCUGGUUAAAAAGGCUGCCAAGUGGGUAAUUGACAGUUAUUGUGUUUCAGGAUUUCUUUGUUUUUUUUCCUUUUCCCUUUUUGGCUAGGAUUGAGAUUUAGAUAUAGGAAGAGAAUGUGAAAGAAGAUGGUGAAAAUAAUCAUUCUUUCUUUGAGGGUUUUUGGAGUUUUUUCUCAUUUUUUGACCUUUUAUUUUUGUUGUUGUUUCUGAUGCUUUGAGAAGAGAAGAUGUGGUAUGUAUACUCCAUGAUAAUUGUAACCCUGACAGAGAAAUUGUAAUCUAAUAUAGUACUUUUUUUUUCAUUCUAAUUCUGAUAUAUAUUGCCAAUGAUUUUUAC